GCGGGGAUCUCGUGCGCCUUAGGCUCGCUACUACCAAUCACCCCAGCUCCCUCGCCACAAACGCCGCCCUCAUGACGCGGCAACGGCCCGACUUUGCUGCGCUCAGCCUUCCGGGAAAGGAACACUCAAGGCAACUUCCCUCUUGUUUCCUGAGACACCGCUUGCGCUUCAUCUGCCCGGGGCCGAUAACUGAAGAAGCUUGCCGCCAUGUGUACCUGGGUGCAUGCGGGAGCGGUCUCACGCCUUGCACUUUGCUUUCUCAUGCCCACGCCUUGUAUCGUCUAAGCCGGACAGGGCACGCUGGAAUACAAAGCACUGCUGCCCCGUCGCCACAGGCACUGUACCUAGUAGCUGAGCGGCUGUGUCGGUACGCCGAUCUCCUGACACUUUGUACUGAAGAUACAAUGCAGCCUCGUCCGAGGAGACCAUCCGGCUUCAUUGCAAUCCAUCGCUAUACACUGAAUCGUGAUCCUUGACUUCCGCAGCCGCGUUCUCCGCGCACCUUACAGUCAUUUGACGCCUCAUGACCGCCGUUGGUGGUCACUUCAGCGGUGAUGGCUGAAUUACUGCACAAGCUCUAGGUUCUCCCCAUCUUUCGGCGAGGACGAUGCCGAGCGUUCUCUAACUUUGGUAUAGCGCUCAAAGCAAUGUGGCUCGAUGCUGCCUCCUUGGGAUACGCUGACGCUGCUCAAUGAAUAUUCCGGGCCUCUAGAGAGCUCCUACCUGGCGAUUCUUCCCGACCCCAAUCGGC
Schizophyllum commune H4-8 is the source of this 751-nucleotide messenger RNA. RefSeq lists its product as uncharacterized. The record is from RefSeq and is a predicted model, not a curated record. Lineage: Eukaryota; Fungi; Basidiomycota; Agaricomycetes; Agaricales; Schizophyllaceae. Bases 72 to 476 code for a protein of 134 amino acids. The transcript has a single exon.